AUGUCUCUACGACCUCUACCAUCCCACACAUAUCCAAAUGAAACCCUUAUAUAUCAUGGUUACUUGGGCUGCUCUCCGCUAUACCCAACUGUCGCUGUCUCCAUCCGCACCCUUGCUACAUAUCGACAGUCUCAUCGCACUUGUCCCCGAUUCAGUAUUCAAGCUCAAUGUAAGGCUUUAUGCCAUCUUCACAAUAUUCCGUAUAGAUCAUAUCUCAACACGCAGUUUUCAGACGCUUACGACGUGUACCUCGAAAUCAUACAUCGUGUCGACUCCCUUAUCAAUGAAGCACUUGACUGCAAUACACCUAACUGGCGCCUUCUCAACUCCUGCCCUUGCUGUUUCUACAAAUUAGAGGAUGAGGACAAUCUCACCUUUGAGUGGCUAGUGACGAUCGACGGUAAUAAUAGCUUAAAACGAUGGUCAUUGUCGAUAGAUGGCAGCACCACACGAGGUGAUUUGCGCAAGUUCCGCACCGACUAUUGGCUUGACCGUACAAUUGUUGAUGGUUUCAAGGAUGAUGUGAGGGGACGACUAAAUACGGCGACAAAUAAUGAUGAUUGGCAAGACAUCGUGCCUCCAAAUGAAUCCUCACCUCCAUUCACUUGUGUUGACCGGUGGCGAAAUGCCGGUCCAGAACAACGUAAACGGAUGUUUGCCAUAUUCGAUGAAUCUGGGAUCUUUAUUGCUGCAUGCCGCCAUCGGUUUGUCCUUCUCGCUUGCGAUAUGGUCAAAAGCGGUGAACUCGCUAAAUAUCCUUUGGCCAUCAUUGAGCGCCUGCUAACAGUUUAUGGGCAAAAUGGUGCCUGCGCAUACGACAUCGGCUGCGCGUUUGCCAAGACACUGGCAAAUAGUACGUUAGGACAACGUGCUAGUUCCCUCAACUUGCGGAUGAUGGUAGGAGCAUUCCAUGGCCACGCCCAUAAUCGACGAUGCCAGUUAGACUGGCAUCCUAUGUAUAUUGAAGGCACUGGACAUACAGAGGGUGAGGGAUGCGAACAUGUAUUUUCCUCAUCAAACGAGCUCGCACGAAGCACUCGGCAUGCUAACCCCUUUCAUCGACAUCAAUCAAUCGAGCAGCAUUUCGCAUUUUGGGAUGAUGAUAAAUAUGCGGCCCUGAGUAUCUUUCUACGGAAUCACUAUCAAGAGGCCUUGGCAGAUAUUCGGACUCUAACAGCAGAACUCUCUGCCAUUAAAGAUGCUCUUAACCUCACUGACACUGACUUCACUCGUUUUCAUGCACAAGAGCGCAAAUAUCUCGAUGAGCUAAAACAGACACCGGUGAAGGAUCAUCUCAGUAUCCGCUACAUUGGUGUACUUGAUGAACUUACCGAGUGCCACUUGAAUGAUAUGCAUGUUGCUCUCAACCAAGCUCGGGUCCGAGUGGAUACGGCAUACUCCAAGCUCCAGAACACGGAAGGUUUAGCAGCUCAUUUGGAGACUCAGCUCGGUAUUGACAAACGGUGGGAGAUCGGAAGCGAACAUUACAAUAAAUUUCGAGAAGAAGCCUCACUCCUGAAGUAUCGUUCGGCGCUUGACGAUCUGGAGCGCCUUGUCAUCAUGCGCUUAUUUGAGUUAUCAAAACUUUCACUAUCUGGCACAGGGUACAAACUACGGCAGCAAAUUAGCAAAGCCCUCCAACGACGUUCUGAUGCUAUUUGGAAUGCCAUCAACCGUUACAACACCCAGGCCACUGCUUUGGUCCCCCCCCCCCGGCCGACACUGGCAUGGAAAGACAUUGUUGAAUAUAGCUUCCUUGGCGAGUUUGACCUCUUGCGGCACUCAUGUACUGACAUUCGUGAUCACGAUUGGACUGCGCCUGCUCAUCGUGAAGCCACCAUGAAAUACUUCAAGCUUCAACGCGCUCGUGAAGAAAUUCAGCAUCUCAAUGUUGAAGUCCAUCGUCUGUGCACAGCAAUUCAUGAUGAAGAAGUUAAAACCAUUGCAACCAUUCGUCGGCUCCUGGAGCUAGAUCACACGCUGGCACUGGAGUUGAAACAUCGUUAUCAAGCGCGUGCUGCAGUCAAUGCCAUGCAUCUGUUCCGAUUAGGUCAACUGGAGUCGCAGCGUAUGUUUUCAGGCAGACGGGGCAUUGGAAUCUCCACCGCUGGUAUUGACGGAGAAGGCCUCAAGAUUCAACUCGACUUGGAUGAUAUUAUAUCUUUUGAAUCAGAUGGUGGGAAUGACAUUGAGCAUGAGGAUCAAGCACGAAUUACAGAGGACUUUGCUAGUUAUCUACUUUCUACUACAGACUAG
Messenger RNA from Suillus plorans, 2256 nucleotides. RefSeq lists its product as uncharacterized. Bases 1 to 2256 code for a protein of 751 amino acids. The record is from RefSeq and is a predicted model, not a curated record. NCBI's taxonomy places the organism in Eukaryota, Fungi, Basidiomycota, Agaricomycetes, Boletales, Suillaceae. The transcript has 8 exons.